CAAGGGAUUUGAACCGGUUCCCGCUACGCAUAGUGCUGCAUCUGAUUCAAUUCCGCCCGUCCUGUUGGGAAACAUUAAUGAGAAUUUGCGCUUCCCUUUAUAUCAAGUGAUGUCCACGUCAAAGUCAUCCAACUACUGAAACGUUGAUCUUCCCGCACCAGUCCCAGCGCAUCCAACUCACACUCACCAUGACAAGCACAAGUACAGGUGCAGAUGCGCCGAACAACCCCCUUCCUCCUCCCGACCCUACCACAGCGCAGGGUCACGAUACACAGCCUCUCCCUUCCCCCUUCCACGUCACCGAACCCUCGCCAACGCUGAUCACCCAGGGCGCCGAGGCCCUCCUCUACCGCACGCACUUCCUGCACCCGGCGCAGCCUGCCGCCCUGAAAUUCCGGCCGAGCAAAGCCUACAGACACCCCACACUUGACGCGCGGCUGACGAAGCAGAGGGUGCUGGCCGAAGCACGCAUCCUGGUCAAGCUGUCGGCGCUGAACAGCGCCAGCACCGGUGGGGACGGGGACGCGGUCAAAGUCCCCGCGGUGCUGAGCCUGGAGUGGGACAUCGCGCGGAAAGUUCGUGGGGUGAGCGACGCGCAGAGGGGCGUGAGGGAGACGACGACGACGGGGGGCGCCUCCUUCGUGGGACAGGGCGCGUGGCUCCUCAUGGAGUGGAUCGAAGGGCGCAGCGUCAAGGAUUUGUUGCGCGACUGGGAUGCUUGGUACAAGGCCUUCGGCGUCAGCGCCGACACGAAUACACAAGACAAUGAUGACAAGUCACGUCAGGACGAGGUUGCUGCGCAGGAAGAGGCGGUGAAGAAACUGCUGCGCCGCAUCGGGCGGGCUGUGGGAUCGAUGCAUGCCAAAGGAGGCGUGGUCCACGGGGACUUGACGAGCAGCAACAUCAUGAUCCGGCCUAACACCACAAGGGACACGAAUGGGGAGCUGAACGGGGUCGUCAAUGGCGAGCGUGGGAAUGAAGAGGCGGGUCUACAAUCGCAGGAAGAAAGGUCUGCGCCGGUCCAACCACCAGAUCUGACUGGCGAGAUCGUGCUCAUCGACUUUGGCCUUGCGACGCAAUCUGUCCAGGACGAAGACAGGGCCGUGGAUCUCUACGUGCUCGAGCGGGCGUUUGGAUCGACGCACCCGAAACAGGAGGGGUGGUUCGAUGCCGAAGUCUUACAGAGCCAGGAGGGGUACAGGGGCAGUUUCAAGGGCUCCAACGUCGUGUUGAAGAGAUUGGAGGAAGUGAGGCUGCGAGGUCGGAAGAGGAGCAUGAUUGGAUGAAUGGAGGCGAAAGGAGAUCACGGAAGAUCUUUGAAAGAAGUCGGUCUACCCAGCGCCAUGCUAAAGCUCAAGUUUUACUAUAACUCCGAGGGGUUGCUGGACGGCCUCAUGAUGCUGGGGCCUCGACUGGCUUCUCCUCGAUACAGCUUCCCAGCUGCGCGACGGCGAAGUACCCUUUGUUCUCGAUGACGCCGCGGUUUUUCACCACCGCGGUAUACUUGAUGACCCAUUGCGGCUCGAUAUCGCCCUUCAGCCCGGGCUCUUCGGGUCCGCCAUCUGGGUGCGCAGCCAGAAUGCCAGCUCCAUCUUUAUCGGGUCCCAGCAACUCCCUCGUCGUUCCGGGUGGGAGAAUGUCCAUGCAAUCCGCGUGUGUCAAAAGCUCAAUCUUGUUCUCCUUUGCGUACAUGAUGAGUGUCUUGGGCACGACGCAGCAGUCCUUGACGUUGAUCUGGUCGACCUUGGGCCGGACUCGGACCUCUGGCAGGAAUUUCGCGAGUCGCUCCGAACUAAACUCGGACACGCCCAGCUGGGAGAUGACGCCCUUGUCAUAGAGCGACUCCAGCACCUGCCAGGUCUUGACCUGGGCCUCCAAGCCUUCCAACUCGUCGCUGGCCUCGCUGGGAUUCUCGUCCGCGGAAGCCCGCUCCUCCUCAUCCUCGUCCUCCUCUUCAUCGUCGGCGUCAAAGGUCACAUGAGGGAAUGAGACGAUCAACAGGUCAAUGGUGUCGACGCCCAGCUCUUUCAGUACCAGAUCGAUGGCUUCUCGCGUGUGCCGGCACCGCCGCGUACUGGGGAUGCCGGGGAGGAAGAAUAGUUUGCAGGUCACGUCGUAGGAGUCGCGGGGCUCGACUAGCGGGGUCGUCCGCCACGAGGGAACGUAGAGUGUGUCAUCCUCCUGCGUCGUCCAUACGGGAGGCGUAAACUUCUCGGCGGCGCCGCCCUCCGAGGCAGGAGGAGCGGGAGCGUAGUGUUUAAACGAGGCGAAAUUGGCGCGCAGGGAAUUGAUGAGUUCAAUGUUGGACCGCGAGAACAGUGGCCGCCGCACGACGGGGUGGCCCGAGGACAUGAUAUUGCUGCAUUAUGGCC
Molecule: messenger RNA, 2372 nt
Organism: Cladophialophora immunda
Lineage: Eukaryota; Fungi; Ascomycota; Eurotiomycetes; Chaetothyriales; Herpotrichiellaceae
Exons: 1
Coding region: 189-1286 (365 amino acids)
Biological process (GO): protein phosphorylation
Cellular component (GO): cytosol; nucleus; EKC/KEOPS complex
Molecular function (GO): ATP binding; protein serine/threonine kinase activity
Source: RefSeq, a predicted model, not a curated record